Molecule: messenger RNA, 3324 nt
Organism: Closterium sp. NIES-65
Lineage: Eukaryota; Viridiplantae; Streptophyta; Zygnematophyceae; Desmidiales; Closteriaceae
Source: the annotation of a GenBank genome assembly
AUGGCUACCCCCAGUGUUCUCGCUUUUGACGCUGAGGGUCGAGCCAUUGACUUUGAGGUUUGGGUAGAUGACCUGCAGCUUUUCCUACAGAGCGAUAGGGCAGACGGUCUCUCCCUCUUUGACCUCACCUCUGGUGCUUCCCCUGCCCCUGCUCCGAUGCCGACGCCACUGUUCGCUCCCAGUGGACCACUCGCGAUGCUGCUGCACGUCUUGCUGUGCGUCGCCACCUGCCUACCACUGAGCGCGCGCACUUUAGUCUUCGCUGACCUCAUUACGCACCUCCGCACUAGUGACACUCGCUACCGCGCCGCGCUUCCUGCUGAGUUCUGCGCCAAGAACCCCCCCCCCAUGUACAUCACUCUCUAUUAUAUAGUCACCCGCCUCCCUGACUCCCUUCGCGUAGUCAGGGACCACUUUCUCUCAGUCUGUCCCACCACUCUCACUGUUGACCUCCUAGAGAAGGCCCUCCUAGCAGCGGAGAAGAGCAUAGUCGCUGUAGGAGCCUCUCGUGGUGACCCUCGCACCCCCAUCUUUGAGGGGUGUUCCCCUUCCCCCCUGUUGCCCUCUGUCGCCUCUGCUGCUGCGGCCGACCUCGUUGGUCUUGAGUCGGUCGGUGCGGCGUCUGCUCCUAGCGGGAGACGCCGCUCUGGCAAGGGCAAGGGGGGCAAGGGCGCCAGUGGAGCUAGCGGGGGUGGUGGAGGUGGCGGUGGAGGCGGCGGAGGGAGUGGGGGUGGCGGUGGGAGUGGUGGCGGGGGUGGAGGUGUCGGUGGCAGCAGCGGAGGCGGAGGCGGUAGCGGUGGGAGCGGAGGCGGCGGUGGUGGCGGAGGUGGAGGCGGCGGUGGUGGAGGAGGUGGAGCUGGUCGGGGUGGUGCUUCGCAGCGGAGCGGCUCCGGUGGUGGUCAGCGCCAGCAGCAGCAGCAGCGUUCUCGGGACAUCCCUCCUCCUCAGCAGCUCCGUGAGUGGUACACGCAGCGUCAGCGUGGUGGGGGUUUUGGCUCGUGCACCUACGUCCUUCGCUCCGGCGACUGCGCGGGUGUCGCUAUCUAUGAUCUUGACUUUGAUGCUAUCCUUGCUGCCAUGUAUGCUGUGACUAUUAGUGAUGAGGGUGACUGUUACCGGUGUUUCUCGCCCGACCCGGGCAUUGGUACUGCUGCGCUAGGUGCUAAUGAGGCUGCUGCUCUAGGUGCCAGCGCGUCUGCGCCCUCAGGUACUGGUGAGGCUGCACUCUCAGGUACCGCGUCGGCUUCGGCCUCCCUCACCUUCACACUUGACUCGCGGGCUUCUCGCUCCUUCUUUCGAGACCGCACCACAUUCACGCCGCUUGGUCGACCGGUUGCAGUCUCCCUGGCAGACCCCUCUGGGGGUCCUGUCCUCUCUCACUUCUCCACUGUCCUCCCGUGUCCGGCUGCCCCCUUUGGCACCUUGUCUGGUCUUUACCUCCCCUCAUUCUCUACGAACUUGGUGAGUGGUGCUGACCUGCAGGAUACGGGGGUUCACCAGUUUACUCCUGCGAGUCAGCGGGUGACCCACUGCUCGGACGCUCGCACGGGCCGGCACCUGGCCACGUUUACGCGUCGGCCGGGGUCGAGCCUCUACACCCAGACCACUAGGUCCCCUCCUGUCCCUGCUUCUGGCCAGGUAGCUGCGUCGGGUCAGGUGUUUGCUGCAGCGUCCAGGUCUGGUCCUGAGUCUGCCCCCUGCUCGUGUCGCCUCCUGUCUCACGAGACUAUCCUGUGGCACCACUGUCUUGGUCACCCCUCCCUGCCUCGUCUCCGAGGCAUGGCUUCCCGUGUCCUUGUCUCUGGUCUUCCCCGGUCCCUCCCUCCCCUUCCUCCAGGGCCUGGUCCUUCCUGUGUCCCCUGUGUCGAGGGGCGGCUCCGGGCUGCCCCUCACUCCUCUCAGUUUCCCCCGACAGAGGCCCCGCUGCAGACGCUUCACAUGGACGUGUGGGGCCCAGCCCGCGUCCGUGGACAGGGUCACGAGCACUACUUCUUGCUGGUGGUUGACGACUACUCACGUUACACCACAGUCUUCCCCUUGCGCAGCAAGGAUGAUGUCACUGAGGUGUUGAUGGACUGGAUCCGCGCAGCUCGUCUCCAGCUCAGGAGGAGCUUCGGCUCGGACUUUCCUAUUCUGCGUCUGCACUCUGACCGAGGCGGAGAGUUCUCCUCUGGCCUUCUGCGAGCCUACUGUCGUGCGCGAGGCAUCUGCCAGACCUUUACGCUUCCGGACUCUCCACAGCAAAAUGGGAUUGCUGAGCACCGCAUUGGCAUGGUCAUGGACACGGGGAAGAUCGGCGAUGCGUCUGCGUUCCGUGUCUGGGGAUCUCGGGCGUUUGUCCGCGACUUGUCUGCGGACAAGCUGUCCCCUCGUGCUGCUCCCUGUGUCUUCCUUGGCUUCCCCCUUGACGCCCCUGGGUGGCAGUUCUACCACCCCACCUCUCGUCGUGUUCUGUCCUCCCAGGACGUCACGUUCGACGAGUCACUCCCCUACUACCGCCUCUUCCCCUACCGCACUCCUUCCCUCCCCCCGCCACCGCACUUCCUUGUGCCAGGUCCCCCCCCAGUAGACCCCCUCCCCCCUCAGGGUCCUGCUCCUUCAGGUGUGUCCCAGGUAGAUGCAGUCGAGCCGGUCGAGGUUGCUGGUGAUUCUGGUACUGCUGCGGGUGCUGAGCCUGGGGGUGCUGACUCUGAGGGUGCUGCGCACGUGGGUGCGGAGCCUGGGGGUGCUGAGUCUGGGGGUGCUGCGACUGGGGGUGCUGAGCCUGGGGGUGCUACGCCUGGGGGUGCUGAGCCUGGGGGUACUACGACUGGGGGUGCUGAGCCUGGGGGUGCUACGACUGUGGGUGCUGAGCCUUGGGGUGCUACGUCAGGAGCUGCUGAGCCUGGGGGUGCUGCGUGUGGAGCUACUAAGCCUGGUGGUGCGGAGCCAGCGGCCGCUGGACCUGCUCGUGUGGCGUCUGGCGGUGCUAGGCCUGGAGGUUCUCCGAGUGCUUUGUCUCGGCGGGAGCCACUCACCCCACAGGAGUUGCGCGAGUGGUUUGCCUGGCGCUGGAGGCGUACUGCUGGAGCUGGAGCUUCUUCGGCCGCUGCGGGUGCUGGUGCCGCCGGUCCCAGAGAUGCUCGUCCUGGGAGUGCUGGAGCUGCUGGGCCUGCGGGUACGACUGGAGCUGGAGCUGCUGAGGGUGUUCGCGCUGAGGCUACUGCUGUCAGUCUUGGCAAUGGUCCUGCUGCGGGAGCUGCUCGUACUGCUGGAGGUCCUGCAGCUGGAGGUGAUGUUGGCGCUGGUACUGCCGUCGGACUCUCUUCGUGCUGCCAGUCCUAG